AGUUUUGUUCUCACAGCUGGCUGGUUCUUGAGACUUUUUUUUUAGCGAAGGAAAUUAAAAUGACUGAAGCCGAUAAUUAUAAUAUAAUAACAGAUCCAGCGCUAGUGAAAAAUCGUAUAUUUGUAGGUAAUCUUCCGGUGUGCACGCGCGAGGAGCUGGCCAGUAUUUUCCUUCCGUAUGGCGAAGUCCUGGGAUCGGUGGUGCAGAAAAAUUAUGGAUUCGUGCAGUUGGAAUCAGAGGAGGUGGCCAAUAAAUGUGCAAUGUCCCUAAACAAAUCUACAUUCAAGACAAAAAUAUUGAGAGUACGUAAUGCAAACAACAGAGCCCCAAAAGGGGCAAAUGCAAACGAAAAUGCAAAGAACCUCCAGAUGCCCCAGGUUCCUGUGACAGUUCAAGGAGGCAUUGUGAUGUCGGCAGCGGCAGCAGCAGCCGGAGAGCCAGUCAUCAAUGAUUGCGAGAUCAUAGUAGUAAAUAGAGAUAAUACAAAAUAUGCGGAAUAUAUUGAGCACCGGCUGAGGAAUAUGGGCAUGCGAGUGGAUGUUCUGUUUCCCAAUGAGGAUGUCAUGUUAGGCAAGGUGUUGGCCAACAUUUCUUCGCGCGGCUGCCUUUACGCCGUGCUCGUCACGCCCCAGCACGAAUCUCUUAGCAGCAUUACAGUUAACAUAUUGUAUGGAGUCCCUGCCGAGCAUCGCAACAUGCCGCUUGAGGAUGCCGUAAAUCUAAUCGCCACAGACUUUAGGCUGAAGGGACAGCGUGAAGCCGUGAACAACUCCGCCGGGCCAGCUUCGAUGCCUCAACCCCAAAGACGACAUCCUGACCAGAUGCAGCAACUGAUCGACAUGCUUGCAGACAAUCGACCGAUGACGGCCUUGCAAUAUGAAUGCAUAAUCAAAUAUCUGCAAGGGGAGCGGGAGGAUCAGCUGAAGAGAGAGGUGGGCGAGGCCAACGCCGCUGCUAAGCUUCUGGAUCCUGAUCCAGAAAUCGAGCUGCAGAAGAAAAUUCUUAGUAUUAUGAACAAACCUGCGGUGACCGAAACGGGCAUAGAGCUAAUGUAUCCAAACCUGGAGGCGGUCAGGGACGACAAACGGCUCAUGGAGCUACUGCGGGAUGAGCGUGUAAUCGCAGCAAUGGAGACUAUUUUCAACAGUGACACCUUAUUUGACGCUGUAGCCGAGUUAUUAUAGAUUCUCAAACUUUAUUUUUAUAUACUUUAUUAUACACUAAUAAAAUAUACGCGAACUAACGA
Molecule: messenger RNA, 1246 nt
Organism: Drosophila miranda
Lineage: Eukaryota; Metazoa; Arthropoda; Insecta; Diptera; Drosophilidae
Product: nuclear receptor coactivator 5-like
Exons: 2
Coding region: 60-1184 (374 amino acids)
Molecular function (GO): RNA binding
Source: RefSeq, a predicted model, not a curated record